UUGGAGGAGGAAGAAGAAGAAAUGGAGAGAGAGAGCGGAUUGGUGAGUCUGUGCAUGGAAGAGGCUUGCAAGAGCUGGGAGGCCAUCGAGCGAUGGCGUCGGCAGCGGCGGAGCCUCGAACACCUCGAACAGCUUCCUCCUCACCUCGCCGAUUCUCUCCUCCGCCGCCUCCUCCGACGCCGAUUGCUUUUCCCGUCAUUGCUCGAAGUGUUCAAACAUUGUGUGGAGAACUUAGAUCUCCGAGGCGAAAGCUCCAUCGAUGCAGAAUGGAUGGCAUAUAUUGGAGCAUUCGUUAACCUGUUUUCUCUAAAUCUAUCGGACUGUCAUAGAAUCCACAGUUCCACGCUCUGGCCUUUAACAGGAUUAGCAAGUUUAAAGGAGCUAGACCUUUCUAGAUGCUCAAAGGUUACAGAUUCUGGCAUAAAGCAUCUCCUUUCUCUUCCAAAUUUGGAGAAGCUAUGGAUUUCACAGACAGGCGUUACAGAAGCUGGGGUUUCUCUCCUUGCUUCACUCAAAAAUUUGUCUCUUCUAGACUUGGGUGGCUUACCUGUUACUGAUAACAACUUGAAUUCUGUUCAGGCGUUGACAAAGCUAGAGCACCUCGACAUAUGGGGAAGCAGUGUAACCAACAAAGGUGCUGCUCUUAUACAAAACUUCCCAAACUUAACAUUCCUCGAUCUCUCGUGGACCAAUGUCACACACGUUCCAAACACACGAUCGCUUGAAUGCUUACACAUGAGCAAAUGCACCAUUGUCUCCAUUUCCAAAACUCACAGCUCCACGUUAGCUUCUUUGAGAAAGCUUGUUCUGUCAGGAGCCACUUUCAAAACCGACCCAGAGGCCCUGUUCUUCAACAAUAAAAGCUCUCUCUCCUUCUUAGAUGUUUCCAACACUUCCCUCCAGAACUUCGGCUUCUUAGAAUCAAUGACGAAGCUGGAACAUCUCGAUCUAAGCUGCACAGCUUUCAGUGAUGAUUCUGUCGAGUUUUUAGCAUGUAUAUGUGAGAAUCUGAGGAGUCUGAAUCUUGGAAACACGAGAAUCAGCACAGAUGGGAUCGGGAUUCUGGCUGGAUGUGUACCACAUCUUGAGACUUUAUCUCUGAAUGAGACAUCUAUAGAUGAUCACGCUGUCUUGUUUAUCAGCGCGACGAUGCCUUCUAUUAAGACCCUUGACUUGAGCAAAACCAGCAUCCGAGGAUUCAUCAAACAACAAGGUCCGGAAGCAGAAGCAGAACUCUCUCUAGCAGCGCUUCAUACCCUGACUUCGCUGGAAGCACUGAAACUGGAAUCCGCAUACCUCAAAGAAGUCGCUCUCCUCUCCCCUUUACAAACCUUAAGUGGAUUGACGCAUUUGUCGAUCAGAACUCUGUCCCUCACCGACACCACCUUCCACCAGCUUUCCUCCCUCCCGAAUCUUGUCAGUCUUGAAAUCCUGGAUUCCGUGUUGACCAACCAUGGCCUCGAAAAUUUUAAACCUCAGCCGAGUUUGAGAGCACUCAACCUCAAGGGCUGCUGGCUUUUGAGCGAGGAGUGUAUCUCGGUUUUCUGCAAGAAGUACCCUCACCUCAAAGUGAGGCACGAUUUCUCCCGGGUUUCUUCUCCCGACCUAAUGCCGCUUCCCCGUUCAUCUCCUUCAAAGAUUCCCGCGACGAGCUACAGAAAGCGCAAUCCUCUACUUUCUUCUUCUGGGGGAUUUCUAGAUCAAAGGGUGAAGUAUGGUAGAGAAGAGUUGCUUGCUCUGCAAGAUUCUCCACUGUCGUUGCCACCGCCUCCACGUGACGAAGGCCUCAUCGGAGUACCGGAGAUUCUAGCCGAGGGAGACGCGUUCGGUUUGUGAUAUAAACGUUUGCUUUGUUUAUUUGUUUUUGUAACUUGGAAAAUUUAUUCUUCACAAUCCACAAUUUUGGAAAUU
Molecule: messenger RNA, 1911 nt
Organism: Tarenaya hassleriana
Lineage: Eukaryota; Viridiplantae; Streptophyta; Magnoliopsida; Brassicales; Cleomaceae
Product: toll-like receptor 13
Exons: 7
Coding region: 22-1836 (604 amino acids)
Molecular function (GO): protein binding
Source: RefSeq, a predicted model, not a curated record